Molecule: messenger RNA, 1281 nt
Organism: Recurvomyces mirabilis
Lineage: Eukaryota; Fungi; Ascomycota; Dothideomycetes; Mycosphaerellales; Teratosphaeriaceae
Exons: 1
Coding region: 1-1281 (426 amino acids)
Biological process (GO): transmembrane transport
Cellular component (GO): membrane
Molecular function (GO): transmembrane transporter activity
Source: RefSeq, a predicted model, not a curated record
AUGUCGAAGUCAAUGAAUAUCGAUGAGCGUCGAGCAUCGCUGGCCAACGACGUCGAGAUCGGGUCUGCUGCGCCCGUCGAGCGAGUCUCUGUCCGACCGAAAGGAAGCUCGUACUCGCCGGAAGGCUCAAGCAGCAGCAACUCUGCCGGCGCUGCAAGCCAUGGCGAUGUCGAAAUGAUGCCUGGUCCGAAUCCGAACCAACAGCCACCGAUCGAGACGACCGUUGCUGAACUCGAGCAAAGAAAAGGUGGCAGAUUCGCUUUCUUGAAGCGGCCUCAAUUCUGGAUCGUGCUGGCCUUGUCGCAAGUUCUGGCUAUCACUCAGACUGGCACCAAUACUCUCAGCACACUGCUUGCGGGCGUUGGUACCUCUAUCCCGGCUUUCCAAUCUCUCUUCAACUACAUACUACUCGCGCUCAUUUACGGCAUCAUCACGAUAUACAAGUACGGCUUUAAGGGCUGGUUUCGCAUGGUUCUCAAGGAUGGCUGGAAAUACUUCAUCCUUGCUUUCUUCGAUGUGGAAGGCAAUUACUUUACGGUACUGGCUUACCGAUAUACCACUAUCCUUUCUGCGCAAUUGAUCAACUUCUGGGCCAUUGCCGUUGUUGUGGCGAUUUCUCUAAUCUUCUUGAAGGUACGAUAUCACUUGGCUCAAUAUGCUGGUAUUUUAGUUGCGUGCGGUGGCUUGGGUCUGUUGGUGGCUUCUGAUCAUAUUACUGGAUCGAAUGGUGGACCAGCGUUGAACGCGGUCAAGGGUGAUCUGUUCGCGCUGCUUGGCGCAACCUGCUACGGUCUGACCAAUGUCGCUGAGGAGUUUCUGGUCAGCAAGCGUCCGAUGUACGAAGUUAUUGGACAACUGGGCUUCUGGGGCAUGCUGAUAAAUUCCGUUCAGGCGGCGUGCUUUGACAAGCAGUCUUUCCGUGCUGCUACCUGGAACGGUGCAGUUGCUGGCUACUUGGUCGGCUAUACUCUGCUCCUGACCCUGUUCUACUCUCUGGCACCAAUCGUGUUCCGCAUGGCCUCUGCAGCAUUCUUCAACAUUGGUCUGUUGACUGGCAAUUUCUGGGGCGUGAUUGUUGGACUCAAGAUCUUCCAUCUACACGUACAUUAUCUAUACCCCAUCGCAUUUGUAUUAAUCAUCGCCGGCCACUUUGUUUACUACGGCACUGAGGGCGUGCUUGGCGAGGCGAAGAAGCCAUGGUUGGGCGAGAAUCAGGAGGGUGGCGAUGAUGGCUUCGGUACGGCAAGGAGGCAGUUGGAGGACCCGAGAGUCAUUGUUUGA